Archocentrus centrarchus (flier cichlid) is the source of this 2668-nucleotide messenger RNA. Its product is annotated as stromelysin-3-like. Gene Ontology annotation, molecular function: zinc ion binding; metalloendopeptidase activity. The coding region runs from base 77 to 1540 and encodes 487 amino acids. Gene Ontology annotation, cellular component: extracellular matrix. The record is from RefSeq and is a predicted model, not a curated record. The transcript is spliced from 8 exons. NCBI's taxonomy places the organism in Eukaryota, Metazoa, Chordata, Actinopteri, Cichliformes, Cichlidae. Gene Ontology annotation, biological process: collagen catabolic process; proteolysis; extracellular matrix organization.
AGGGCACAAGAACUCGCGCCGACAACCAUCCCACAGUCUGCUCUGCCCGCGCCGUCACCGUCGCAGCCAGGAGAAGAUGUUGCGAGCUGUCGUGUUUUGUGGCAGCAUCCUGUCUUUGCACUUUUUCCUCUGCGCCCGUUCUCUGCCGGUGUACGGCCAGAGGACCGCCAAGCAGCUGCAGGGAUGGGCUCACAGCAGCAGUCAUGCUGGUCUGAAGAAGAGGGCAAAUCAUGAACAGGACACACUAAAUGAAGAGUUUAGUGUGAAGUCCCAGAAUGACACAGAUUUCUGGAACCGUCCUCGCUGUGGAGUCCCAGACUAUCCCACCAUAAAACAGCUCAGCACGACGUAUUACAGCGGGAAGAAGAGGACGGGGGGCCUGAGCAGGCAGCAGCGCAGGAAGCGAUAUGCGCUCUUUGGUGGGCGAUGGGAGAAGACAGACCUAACUUACAAGAUCAUUCGUUUCCCCUGGCAGAUGAGUGAGGACAAAGUGCGGAGUGUCUUCCAGGAGGCGUUUGGAGUGUGGGGGGCCGUAACUCCUCUGAGGUUCAUUGAGGUCACCAGUGAGAAAGCUGACAUCAUUAUUGACUUCAACAGGUACUGGCAUGGGGACAGCUUACCAUUCGAUGGUCCAGGAGGGAUCCUUGCUCAUGCCUAUUUCCCCCAGACACACAGAGAGGGAGAAGUCCACUUUGACUAUGAUGAGCAGUGGACAGUGGGCAACAAUGUCGGCACAGACCUCCUCCAAGUGGCAGCUCAUGAGUUUGGCCACGUGCUGGGCCUGCAGCACUCCCUUGAACCCGAUGCUGUGAUGUGCCCAUUCUAUAGUGACACUUACCCUCUGCAGCUGAGCGAGGAUGACAAAAGGGGGAUCCAGUAUCUGUACGGACCUCCUCGGUACACACCGCCUGUGAUCACAGAGACCAAUGAGAUUGAGAGUGAACUGCCAAGUGCCUGCAGAACGAUCUUUGAUGCCGUGUCCAUGAUCAGGGGAGAGCUCUUCUUCUUUAAGUCUCAAUAUGUUUGGCGAAUCCGUGACGGACAGCUGCAAGCUGGAUAUCCAGCUUUGUCAUCGCGUCACUGGAAAGGAAUUCCUGACCAUAUUGAUGCUGCUUAUGACGACAAGUCUGGCAACAUCUGGUUUUUUGAAGGUGACAACUACUGGGUGUUUGAUGCUGAAAGGAAGAUAACAGGACCAGAUUCAGUGAGGCGGCUCGGUCUUCCUGUAAGCGACAUCCAGGCAGCUUUGAAGUGGGAAGAGGACCAUACUGAGAAAGUCUACCUCUUCAAGUCCGGUUACUAUUGGCCCUUCAAUGUUCAGGAGAAUCGAAUCGAGGACAUCCGUCCUCGCAGCAUGCAUGAGUGGACGGGAAUGCCCAGCCACAUUGAUGGAGCUUUUUUGGACAGAUAUGGCUAUGCCAAUUUCCUGAGUGGACUGCACUACUGGAAGUUUGACCCUGUGGCGUUGAAGGUACUGGAAGGCUAUCCCCGGAGCAUUGGCAUGGAUUUCUUUGGAUGCUCUGCCUCUCUGUCCAAAUAAGUUAAUAUACAUCUGCAUUACAUCUACAAGUCAAUGGAAUGUAUUUUUUCUGUUAAAUUUCCCAUACAAAACACUCCAGAUAUUUUGGAAAUGUUCAGUCUGGAUUUCAUAAAGAUAUAGCACAUGAAUUUAACAACAAACUCAAAGUCUUUGCCUGUUGUAGUACAUGCAUAUUUCCAGUUUCAAUAUACACAAAUGUAAUCUGUCUAUAUUUGCCUACUUUUGCAGCCAGAAAUUUCUGUCAGUUUGAGAAUACAAUCUGGAGACAGCUACUAAACAGACAACACAAGCAAACUGAGACUUUCAAUAGGCUGAGGGGGCGAUCAGGGAGAGUGGAAACAUAAGGGUAACAAGACACAACUGAAACUAAUCAAGGACAAUGAGACAAAGGAAGUGAAAGUAAGGACAAAGCACAAGAUGGGGAGCUAUCAGUACAGAGGCAAAGAUUGGACAAUAAGACACAAGAGGACACUGUGGAGGGAGGGGCAAACUAACACAUGUGAACAAAUACAAAUACUCUAAACUUUAACAGAAACCAGAUUACAAAAGAAUACCUAAAAUACCUAAAGUCUAAGAAUCCUAAAGACAAGGUCAUAAUGAAACCAGAAAACAUCUAAUAACUGAGUGAGGAGACAAACUCAAAGAAUUCAAAACCCUCAAAUAAUUAUAAAACAAACAGGAAUCAAUGAGAAAUAAAACUAAAACUAUGUGCAAAACUAACUGAGGCAGACACACAAAGAAACACGAUCAACUACAGAAAUAAAGUCUGAAUGCUAUAACUGAGAACUCAGAAUAGCAAAACUCACAGAAAACACCUAAAGGAAACAAUGAACAAACCAAGAACCAGGCAGAAAACCUCCUAACACAGUCCUCCACUGUAGCACUCCAACCUAAUCAAAUAAAUUAAUGAAAAUUAAAAGACCAACGUGUGGAAAUAAAAUGGCAUCUGUUCAAAGGGAUUUCUCUGAAGUUUGCAGAUUGCAACCAGAUGAAUACCUCUCACCUUACCCUCCACUUACAUGGAAACUCUAUUACAGCUGCUACAACUGUGAAAAGCAGCGUACAAAGGCAGCGUAGAUAUCAAUCUAAGAUCAUGUGAAAAUAACCCCACUUACUGGGGUUAGGUUA